AUGACGUCGCGUGGGGCCGUUUUGUUCCUGGUGGCCAUGAUGCUACUGACGGGUGUCUGCAACACACUCCUCACCAAGUACCAGGUAAAUUGGCAAACUACCAUUUCCUCCACAGAUAUGCAAUGCGUGCGACACUGUGAUGGUGACCCCGAUAAGCGGAAACUCUUCAAUCAACCCGUGCUCCAGACGGCCCAAAUGUUUGUCGGCGAGAUGGGCUGCUGGCUUGUCAUCGGGCUCAUGACGCUUUACAACCGCUUCUUUGAUACUGCCUCCGCCGCCGCGAAUACGGAGUACCGAGCUAUAAGCACCGACGAUACAGCUGAUAUUGGCCCAGACACCGAGGAGGAGGAGGAGGAACACGGCCGCAAGGGUGGCCUGCUCAAAGGCUUUGGCAUCAUCCUGCUCGCGUUGCCUGCCAUUUGCGAUAUUCUAGGCACGACGCUGAUGAACGCUGGUCUGCUUCUGGUGGCGGCGUCCAUCUACCAAAUGACCCGUGGCGCCCUCGUGCUCUUUGUCGGUCUUUUCUCUGUCAUCUUCCUCCGCCGCCACCUCUUCCUCUUCCAGUGGCUUGCGCUCCUCGGCGUCGUCACUGGCGUCGCCGUGGUCGGUCUCGCAGGCACUAUCUGGCCAGACGAAAAGGUGCGCCACAGCAUGCAGGCUGACGACAGUGAGGCCCUGUCCGACGCCACUCGAGCCAUUAUUGGUGUUCUCCUGAUUGCCGGCGCGCAAGUCUUCACCGCCACACAGUUUGUUCUGGAGGAAUGGAUCUUGGAGAACUCGCCGAUCGAGCCAAUUAAGGUCGUAGGCUGGGAGGGCCUCUUUGGUUUCCUAGUGACUGUUGGUGGCAUGAUUGUCAUGCACUUCAUUGUUGGCCGCACCGAAGCCGGCCGCUAUGGCACGUUUGACAUCGUCGAGGGUUGGCGCCAGAUGACACAGAACCAGGCCGUGUGGCUCAGUAGCCUGUUGAUCAUGAUAAGUAUUGGUGGCUUCAACUUCUUCGGCCUCUCGGUCACUCGUUCAGUCAGUGCCACGUCACGCUCAACAAUAGAUACCUGCAGAACUCUGUUUAUUUGGGUAGUUUCGCUUGGGUUAGGCUGGGAGUCUUUCAAGUGGCUCCAAAUUUUGGGUUUUGUCAUCCUGGUGUAUGCGACGUUCCUCUUCAACGGCAUCGUGAAGCCGCCACUGAAGUUUCUGCGCGUCAACGAGGAGGUUGCACCUCUGCUGGCAGAAGAUCCUAUUGAGCGCCCAUAG
This is a messenger RNA of Cordyceps militaris CM01, 1251 nucleotides long. RefSeq lists its product as uncharacterized. NCBI's taxonomy places the organism in Eukaryota, Fungi, Ascomycota, Sordariomycetes, Hypocreales, Cordycipitaceae. Gene Ontology annotation, biological process: pyrimidine nucleotide-sugar transmembrane transport. Gene Ontology annotation, molecular function: pyrimidine nucleotide-sugar transmembrane transporter activity. The transcript has 3 exons. Gene Ontology annotation, cellular component: intracellular membrane-bounded organelle; Golgi membrane. Bases 1 to 1251 code for a protein of 416 amino acids. The record is from RefSeq and is a predicted model, not a curated record.